This is a messenger RNA of Camelina sativa (false flax), 1455 nucleotides long. The record is from RefSeq and is a predicted model, not a curated record. Lineage: Eukaryota; Viridiplantae; Streptophyta; Magnoliopsida; Brassicales; Brassicaceae.
AUGGGGUCCCUCCUCCACCGAGCUGUGAGCUCGGCGCCAGAGAUUGAUAGGAUGUUCGAGGCCACACAACGGAAUCUAUUUACCAAGCGCGUCUUGGAAACAUACGUUCCAAAUGUGAAGAUAAGACUUCCAACCUACGAUGGGACGAAGGAUCCGAUGCAGCACUUCACCUCGUUCAUGGCUACUGUAUCCAAGGCCAGAUUCACCAAGGAGCAGAAGGACGCCGAAUGCAACGUCUCCAGUGCCGAACUGUGGGAGAUAGUCCAAGAGCCCGGCGAACCUCUGCGACAAUACCUCACCCAAUUCAAGGAAAAGUACGCCACCGUAACAGUCGCUGAGGACGUCGCGAUCGCCGCCUUAAAAAAAGGACUCAUUCCCGGCUCCAGACUGCAUGUGGAUCUCAAUAUCCGAGAAGCCAAGGACCUGGAUGAAGCCCUUCAUCGGGGGUCUCGUGUUGCUUACGUCGAAGAGGACGAGGAGAAACGGGCCACCAAGCCCCCUCCUCCACGCCCAGCUGCGUCAAAAGAAAAAAGCCGAGAAACCUAUCAGGAGCCCCAGAAGCAUCACGACCCAAGAGAUCCCAAGCGCGGAGUGGUCAAUGCAAUAUCCGAGGAUGAAGGACAGAGUGCCGUCUCCCCCGACACACAGGAGGAACUCUACUGCAAUUUCCAUAUGUUUGGCGGCCAUUCGACGGCCGAAUGCAAGCACCUGUCCAGUUACUUAUUUGAGAAGUACCUAUCCGGCGAAAAAAAAGCUCCACCUCCCGUCGAGCAGCAAAAUCCGGCGCCAGUGGAGGUCCUUCCAACACCGUCCAAGCAGAGCAAACAAGCAGCACCUCCGGGUCAUAUCUCUAUGAUCAUUGGUCAGACCGAUGAAUGCACGGAUUCUGUCCGAGCUCUGAAAAAGCGAGCGCGCCAGAUUUGUAACGUUCAGGUGAUUUCCGAAGAGGAGGCGCUAAGCAGUGAUCCCAUCACAUUCACAACAGAAGACGCCAAGGGGAUCCAUCACCCUCAUAACAACCCCCUAGUCGUAGAAGUCAUGAUGGGCGAGUUCGAUGUAGAACGAGUCUUAGUGGAUACUGGCAGCACGGUUAACGUUCUGUUCGUACAGACGUUGGAAAAAAUAGGUGUCAUACCGAAGCAAAUCAAACCAGGAGCCAGAACGCUGACUGGGUAUGAUGGCGUAGCCAAAACAUCGAUGGGCGACGUGAAGUUGCAAGUCCAAACUGGUGGCGUAACACGUAAAACCAAGUUCGUGGUCAUAGACGCCCCACCAAUCUACAACGCCAUCUUAGCUUCACCUUGGAUCUACUCGAUGCAGGCAAUCUUUUCCACCUAUCAUCUCUGCGUUAAGUUCCCAACGGUUGCGGGAAUUUAUACGUUAUACGGCGAUCAAAAGAUGGCCAGGACCUGUUCCGUUCUUGAGAAAAAGCAAAGGCGGAAGGACGACACGUAG